UUUAAAAACGUUCCGUGCGUCCCACGCAAACCUCGCAUCUUCUCCAAAUUUCUCUCCCCUCUCUUCUUACAACCACCAGAUAAAAUCUUAACCUAACUUCUCCGAUCGUCCCCUAACAAUGUCUUCUCCACUCGCCGCAAAAUCCAACCCAACGACUCGCUCCAUUUCGUUAAACAUCCCACACUCAGCUCGUCCCAACCGCCACCAAGAUCUCCGGUACAGCCUCUCCGCUGGUCCUCGUACGAACGAAGAUCGUCCGCAGUCUGGAAACGGCGUUGCCGGAAUCCUCUACAAAUGGAUAAACUACGGCCAAGGAUGGAAACGGCGGUGGUUUGUUCUCCAGGACGGUGUGUUGUCGUAUUACAGAAUCCACGGGCCGGAUAAGAUCUCUCUCUCCGUCGAGAUGGAUCGGAGAUCGAAGCUGAUCGGCGGCGAAUCCUUGCGGUUCAUAUGCCGUCAUAGCAAACGUGGUGAUGUGCAUAGUCCUGGCAAACCGCUCGGUCAAAUUCACCUCAAGGUCUCAUCAAUCGGACAAGGCAUAUCAGACAGCAAGAGAUUCACUGUAUUUACUGGUACAAAGAGUCUGCAUUUACGAGCAGCAUCAAGUGAAGAUCGUACAGCUUGGAUCGAAGCUUUGCAUGCUGUUAAAGAAACGUUUCCAAGAAUGUCAAACGAAGAGUUAAUGGCAACGACAACUAACGUAUCAAUCUCGACCGAUAAGCUAAGACAAAGAUUAAUGAAAGAAGAAGUUGACGAGACAAUCAUCAAAGAUUGCGAAGAUAUAAUGAAAAACAACUUCAUCGCAUUGCAUAAUGAGGUCAUGACACUUAAACAGUAUCAGUGUCAUCUUGUGGAUACUCUCAAGAACGUUAAUAGUGUACCAGAGCUCGAGUAACAGUUUUUGCAUGAGUUAUCUAUCUCGUCGUUUUAAUUUAUCAUCAGUGAUGUUUAAAGUUGUUCUUUUCAUAGAAAUAAAAUUUGCAUAAGAUGAGAUCAUUUAUUUUAUAAUAUUAUUAGACUUUGUAAUGUGGGUAUUUGUAAAU
Messenger RNA from Brassica napus (rape), 1043 nucleotides. RefSeq names its product oxysterol-binding protein-related protein 1C-like. The coding region runs from base 119 to 895 and encodes 258 amino acids. The transcript is spliced from 2 exons. Lineage: Eukaryota; Viridiplantae; Streptophyta; Magnoliopsida; Brassicales; Brassicaceae. The record is from RefSeq and is a predicted model, not a curated record.